GUGGAGGAGUACUCGUGCAACCAUCUUGCUCUAUCCGUGUGCGAGCUUUGUUUAGCAAUAUCCUCCCGCCUGAUUCCAAAUAUUCCCUUGCCGCAUCUGUCUGCCCAUUCGAGGAGCUCAUCCUCAAGCGUUGUUUCAAAGAUUCCAAAACUAACUUUUCCAUCCGGAGUGCCCAACAGAUACUCGAGUCCUGA
Serpula lacrymans var. lacrymans S7.9 is the source of this 194-nucleotide messenger RNA. RefSeq lists its product as uncharacterized. Lineage: Eukaryota; Fungi; Basidiomycota; Agaricomycetes; Boletales; Serpulaceae. The annotation marks the transcript as partial. The transcript has a single exon. The record is from RefSeq and is a predicted model, not a curated record.